Messenger RNA from Silurus meridionalis, 1807 nucleotides. RefSeq names its product epithelial membrane protein 1 (gene emp1a). Gene Ontology annotation, cellular component: plasma membrane. The record is from RefSeq and is a predicted model, not a curated record. The transcript is spliced from 5 exons. Bases 290 to 778 code for a protein of 162 amino acids. Lineage: Eukaryota; Metazoa; Chordata; Actinopteri; Siluriformes; Siluridae.
GCGUGUGUGUGUGAUUGGUUACAGUGUGUGAGAAUUGACAAUCAAACAUCCGGUGAUUAGCUAUUCCAUUAAUGAAACAGGCAGUCUGUCUAUCAGUACUCAAUAUAUAAUUAAAGCAGCAGUAUGUAAUCUAUGUCGCUAUGCUUCACUUCCUAAGCAUAAAGCAACCUGGAUGGAUGGAUGGAUGAAUGGAUGGAUGACUAAAAACACAGGAGGAUACAUCAUUCAGAAAUGACACUGCAUCUUGGAUCAUACAAAAGGUGAAAACUCCGCUUCGUCCUUUAAGAGCAUGUUGAAAGCUUUGAUUGGACUUUGCACCCUCCAUCUCACAACUAUCUUUUUACUUUUUUGGGCCACUAUUGAUGAUGCUUGGUGGUUCACAAGAACAAUGUACACAGACCUGUGGGGGAGAUGGGUGAUGGAGAGAAAUGAUGAUGUCUGGGUAUACAUGGACAUUCCAACAUCUUACCGCAAAGAUUACUUGCAAGCAGUACAGGCCUUUGCAGUGCUGGCCUGCCUCUUUGCAGUCAUCUCCCUGUGUGUAUUCCUAUUCCAACUCUUCACACUGGGGAAAGGAAAGAGGUUCACAAUCUCUGGAGUUCUGCAGCUCAUGUCAUCUCUCUGUAUUAUGGUAGCCCUGGCAAUCUACACCGAUCACUUCCAUGGAGGAGAGAAGGAUGGCUGGUAUGGCUGGUCGUAUAUUAUGGCUUGGUUUGGCUGCCUGCUCACGCUAAUCAACGGCGCCAUCUACGUAAUCCUGCGCAAGAGGGUGGAUUAAAAUUACAGUGCAAAAGUUAAAAGUAGUACGGGCUAGUUAGCAAAAGUAAUCAUGCUGAUAGAUUCUUGUGCUUUUCACUUGCUAUUAAUUAUCCAUUUGGAACAAGAUUUUCUUUUUGUUUAGUUCCUGAUUAAAAAUAUUUUUUUAACAGAAAAGCUGAAUUGGCAGAAAAGAAAAAGAUUAGUUAAAAAUGAAGCAAUUAAGAUCUUCUGAUAGAAUUUUCAAAAGGUUCUAUAAUAUAGUGUAUAAAAUACAGGUCAAUGAACUCAAAAACCUACGCCCAUGUACUAUACUGGAUUAACUGAAGUUCUUUUGAUCAGGAGAGUGAUUCAGGUAUUUAUUAGAAGAUUUAUGAAAAAAAAGGUGUAUAGUAGUAUGUGUUUUAUAUAUAAAGUCACAGGUGUGUAAAUAUAUAAUAUAAAGUAAAAAUAUAUAGACAGACACUGUAAAAAUAUAAUUUUGAAAGAAUGCUAAUGGAAUAUUUUAAAGAAUGUUUGCUCAGAUACACUGAUUAUUUGUAAUUGUUUUGUCUCUGCAUUCAUUUUUGGUGUUCUUUUUGCCAAAGUAUCACUGCACAAAUCUGGGAUCUCGACCAAUAUAAAUCUAAUUCGUCUAUAUUUAUUUAUAGUCUGGUGCUGUAAUAUUUUGUAUCUUAACUGAAAAUUGCAGUCAAGUAUCUGCAUUCAUCAAACCAUACAAAAGAAAGAACUGAUGUGGCUCUGUAGUCACUGGACAUGUUUUUAUGAGAACCAAUGUUAUGAAAGCUCAUUAAAUGUUCAUGUCGUUGUGUUAUUACGCAGUAAAUCUUGGUUACUGUAAAGAGGAAUGUUGUACGGUUUAUUUAAUUUAAGUUGGAAAUGAUUAUGCUAGUAAAGUCUAUGGAGGAAUUAUAAUAAUGCUUACCGCUGAUGCUCGGAAGAGGUUUCAAGAAAUGCAGUUUACCAGGAGGUGAUUAGACAAGGCAUGGAUGAGUGUCAUGUUGAAAAAGUUUGAUGAUGUAGAAUAUGUAAAUAAAUCCAUUUAAAACAA